CUUUCAACCAGGUUGCCUUUGGGUAUAUCGACUGCUAAGUAAACAGUUUGGUGCUCGGACUACCCUGACUUUUGGCUUGCUGGCUCCCGGCCUAUUCAUUGACCAUGGUUGAUCUCAGGUCUGGAAACACCCACACUGACAAUAAUUCGCCAUAACAUUGAUUUGAACAGUUUAAGGCAUAGAGUAAGAACUUCUUAACCAGUAGCAGGGAAAUAUCAAAUAGCAGCACAUCACAAAGCACAUGGAAAUGAUAAUGUGACUGAGACAUUGGACAUCAUCGUACUGUAUGAACAACGUCAAGGUGAUAAAUAAUCUCGAAUAAGCCGAUUGGUACUUCAGUAAGGAAACAUUAGAAAAAGGAUACAGAUUCAAAUCUUAACAAGCUCAAUGAUGAUCUCAGGCAGGAAUAUAAUUUUGAUAUGGGUUAUUACUAUGACAACAGCUUUACCAUGGAAACUCACUGAGAAGGCUGAUAAAAUUGCAGUUAUAGAAAACUACUGCAAAGAUGACGUCCCAUUAAGUAAUCUAUGUGACUGGUGUCAACAAGACGCUCAUAUCUGCUGCGAAGACAAGGCACUGAUUCGACACUGUUUUCAAGUGUUCAUGAAAAAUCUCCCCAACACUGCUGAUGGGCUCAAUGACAAGAAGCAUUCGGAUUUGAAGUUUCCUUUGGAUGAGGAUGACUACAUUAACCAUCCAGACAUCGCAGAUUACUAUUACAGUAACUAUGACAACAAUGAUGAGGGGUAUGAUAUUGAAUCUGAGCCUCAACAAAGGAAACGUUACGGUGCACUUCACAAAAGGGGUAGUUUUCGCCCACAACAAAAGCGCCAUUCAAGCAGAAAAGAUGAAAACGAAAUCGAAAAAAGAUGGGGUGUCAUGGACAUGAUGGGAAUGAAAGUAAGAUUUCCAUCUGUAUAUCAAUAUCAACGAGGCAGAUUUAACGCAUAUGGCAAGAUUAUGUUUCCGACUAAAAAACGGGAAACGCUGAAUCUGAAUUCAUAUCGAUGGCCACUAUUUCCAAAGCAAGAGAAAAGACUGGUUAAGUAAAAGUUGGUGGAAAAUGUUAUGUUAUAUGAAUUUAUGGAAAACUAGUUCUAACCCAAAGUUUCAACAACUAUGACUAACUAAUCCACAAAGGCAUCAAUUUGACAAAAUGUCCCCACUAGGUUACAUUUACAAAAGUGUUACAAUUGUUACAGACAGUGGAUGCCAGUGUGAAUGGGAUAUUGAUAAAGCGGCACUGAAAAGUGUUUACAAUUCAGUGUUACUAUACACACAUAUUAGUACCAAACACGUGUAAUUUUAAUAUCUCUCUUUUCUCGUGAAUACACUCUCUUAUUAC
Molecule: messenger RNA, 1345 nt
Organism: Owenia fusiformis
Lineage: Eukaryota; Metazoa; Annelida; Polychaeta; Sabellida; Oweniidae
Source: the annotation of a GenBank genome assembly